This is a messenger RNA of Exaiptasia diaphana, 2541 nucleotides long. RefSeq names its product TNF receptor-associated factor 6. The record is from RefSeq and is a predicted model, not a curated record. Gene Ontology annotation, molecular function: ubiquitin-protein transferase activity; zinc ion binding; tumor necrosis factor receptor binding. NCBI's taxonomy places the organism in Eukaryota, Metazoa, Cnidaria, Anthozoa, Actiniaria, Aiptasiidae. Gene Ontology annotation, biological process: tumor necrosis factor-mediated signaling pathway; protein K63-linked ubiquitination; regulation of canonical NF-kappaB signal transduction. Gene Ontology annotation, cellular component: plasma membrane signaling receptor complex.
CAAAGACGACGGAGCUUUGUGCUUCAGUUGGCUUUCUCUAAAGUCUCAAGGAGCAACAUCUUAGCGAAAACAAAUCCAUCAAGAGUUUUUGUACAGCCUUCACUCUCUUGGCAGUAGUGCGGUUGUGUUUUAAUUGCGGGUUUUAUAACAACGACGUACCAUUUUAUAAACAACACGUGGCUGGCGCGGUAUGAGCAAGGGGGCGUCGCUUCCAUGGAUUUGCACAGUAUUGGUGGCGUUGGACCUGGACUUGGAACUGGACUUUCGGAAUCAGUUGUCUGAAGCUCCCUAAUUAGGGAAGGCUCGGGAUAGAUACUUUUGACGUAAACCGGAAGUGAAUUGAAAACAAUAGAAAACAUAGGAAUGGAAACGAGGCUUAAAGUCCCUUGAGGUGUUCAGAUGACAAAUAUCAAGGGAUUCCCUUCACCUCAAUUCAAGAAAAAUUGCUUGUCAGUAGGAAAAGUACAUUUUCUUGCUUCUUCCUAAGUUACUUCCGGUUUAUGUCGUACGCAUGAGAUUGGUUCAAAAUAAUCACGUGGUCAAAAAUACCGAGAAUCAAUCGCACGCACUGACACGACAAAAUUUCUGGACGACAAGAUACAUCUAGUAUGUAUACGUUAUACUAGUUAUAUUAGUACGAUGAUUUGAAUAGCUACUGUAUUAUACAACCUUAAGAAGUUGUUUUUAACUUAUUUCGUCAUGAGCCGUUCGUUGAAUGACAUACCGAGAACCACACCAACAGAUUUGAAACCCAAAGCACAAAGUAUUGCCAUUCCAAUAAGGUCUAGUACAGAAGGAAUAGAUGAAUUCUUUGAUCCACCGUUGGAAAGGAAGUACGAAUGUCCCAUCUGCUUGCUUGGAUUGAGAGAACCAGUACAAACGCAGUGUGGACAUCGAUUCUGCAGAAACUGUAUUGUACGUUCUUUAAGAGAUGCCGGUAACAAGUGCCCAGUUGAUAAUGUACCUCUCUCAGAAUCCGGACUCUAUCCAGACAACUUUGCCAAGAGAGAAAUGGGUAUGUUCACUGUAUGGUGUAGAUAUCAUAAAGAAAGAGGAUGUCCAUGGAAAGGAACACUAAACGAACUGGAGAGUCACUUAAAGAGCUGCCCAUAUAGUGACGUCACAUGUCCAAACAAUUGUGGUACUGUUGUUCAACUGAAAGAUAUUGAGGAACAUAUGUCUAUUUGCCCAAAACGAAAAGAAAAAUGUGAAUUCUGCGGAAAGUUGGUUUUAUUUACAGAAAUGAAGAGUCACCACAAAGAAUGCCCAAAAUUCAAGACAACCUGCCCGAAAUGCAAAGAAAAAAUCACAAAUGAAGAGCUCGCCAAUCAUCGUGAGAAAGUCUGCCCAAAGGAAAAGAUCAAGUGCCCGCUGCAUUUCAUGGGAUGCAAAGAAGAGAACUUUAUCCCAGAARUCAACAAGCACAUUGCUUCAAACGUUGCCAGCCAURUUCACGAUAUUGYYAAAGCUGUGAAGGAACUACAAWUCAAAGUYGAUAAYCAAGCUAARCCUACUAAAGCCGUCGAAGAGGGAGCGCGUGGAGGWCAAAARAGCAGCGCUGGCUACAGUGGAUACUCUGAAGAUCGUCUCUUUGARAACACAAUUCURUUGCAGCCCGAUUUGAAGAGAUUGAGUGACAGGAUGACACGUCUUGAGACUCGUGUGAUUGACCUCGAGGGGCGUGUAUCCAAUGGGACAUUUGGCCGUUCACUGGUCGGAUUACACUUGCCAUACUCGACCAAAGCGAGAACGUUGAGUUCCGUCGACCAAUCAGCGAGACGCUAGUGGCCAAACCAAACUUGCUGGCCUUCCAGAAACCGACCACCCAUCGUAAUCACAAAGGGUACGGYUAUGUGGAGUUCUGUCAGAUAGAUCAGUUAGUACAGGAGCAGUUCGUUAAGAACAACUCCAUGUUAGUUCGCAUUCAAGUGUUUCACUGAUCGCGCUGYYUGAUCUGUCAAUGUGUCAUYCGAUUGUCACUUUAAWCWUUCCRCACUAACGUUGAAGCAAGGGUGGCCAAGCGAUGAGCUCCGGCCUGUCACCGCUGUGGUCCCGGCUUCGAUUCUGACUUGGGAUCAUAUGUGGCUMGAGUUUGUUUCCGUUCUCUCCCUUGCUUUGAGGGUUUUUUCUCCGAGUUCUCCCUCAGCAAAAACGGAAUAUUUCGAUCCUAGCUGUGCUCCGUGAUCAUAUAUAGGUCGGCUGGUUGGCUGCUUUGUGUGUGUGUUGUAUCAUAACCGACUCGAUCACGUGAGCUGCGUCCUUCGUAAUUAAGCACGCGGAAUGCAAGGAUAGGCGAUUAGCUACCACCAAUUUAAUUAAUUUGAUUGACUAAUAGCCGACUUGACGACGAUAUUUUGGUUCAGUGACCAUGCGCAAAAGAAUUGCUCCGGGAAAAUAAAAGAAUAAAUCAAGAUUAUCCAUUGUUUUCCCCGAGACUCGUGUGCGUUCUUUUUUUACAUAGACAUCGAACCAAAAUAUCUAAAGUUGACUAUUUAACCGACAGCAGUUCAAUGCCGGCGAUUUUUCCCACAUCAUUAUUAC